This is a messenger RNA of Fusarium pseudograminearum CS3096, 1899 nucleotides long. RefSeq lists its product as uncharacterized. The transcript is spliced from 4 exons. The record is from RefSeq and is a predicted model, not a curated record. Gene Ontology annotation, molecular function: protein binding. NCBI's taxonomy places the organism in Eukaryota, Fungi, Ascomycota, Sordariomycetes, Hypocreales, Nectriaceae. The coding region runs from base 1 to 1899 and encodes 632 amino acids.
AUGUCACUCAGAAGGAGUUCCAGAUUGGCCAAGACGGGAGACAAUCAACAGGAAAUGGCAGACUUGGCGCACCAGGUAAUUUCUUUGCAGCCGAAACGGGGUAGCAAGCGCAAAAUCGAAAUGCCCGAUCCCAACCUGAGUACGAAAGGCGCCCCGAAAACAGCAAAGACUAAGCAUGCGGCAAGCAAGACGAAAAAGCCAUGCAUUCAAUCUUCCAAUGCACUCAAGAUUGACAGACUAUCCAAUUUGCCUCCUGAAAUACUUUCUAUGGUGGUGAAUAACAUCAGAGAAAAGUCCACUUUGAGCAGACUCAGCAGAACAUGCAAAAAGUACUACUUGCUGAUCGCGCCCCUCCUCUACAAACGCAUUUCUGUUGCUGCCAUGUUCCACGGCCAUAUUGCAAAGCUUAUCCGUACCCUCGAACCACACCUGAGCAUUCAACAACGAAAGCAAUUGAAGAAGGAGGGUACAUACAAGGGACAGAAGGAUAUCUACCCAAGUGGCCUUAGACCCGAUGAGAUGCCUGUCUGUGCAAACCAUGUCCGCCAGCUCGUCAUUGGAUCCGUCCAAGCUGGUAGGAAUCAUGAUUAUAUCGUCCAUCGAUAUAUUGAAGAAGCGUUGAAGAAUACAGCCAAUGUUGAAAUCUUGGAGUCUUUCUUCGUUACAGAAUCGAUGGCAAAGAGCAUCGCGAAAUUGGAAAAACUACAGGCGCUAUCACUUGACCUUGGCUACCGUGAUUACCAGGCACUCUAUGGCAUCAAGAAUCUAAAGCAUCUGGCGCUACAGGCCUACAUUCAGACUGAUCUUCUUCACUCCCUUCUACUGAACUCAAGGUCAACACUUCGAAGCCUCAAUCUGAACACAAACUCUCUUGACUUCUUUUAUCAUUUCGAUCAAAUUGUAAGCUCAGCAGAACAAGAUACAGAGAAUCAGCAUUACUUUACGGCUCUCAAAUCAUUGACGAUUCAAGUCUCCGACCUUGAUUCAACUUCGAUUCGAUCAUUGAUGAGGGCAACAAACUUUGCCGGACUACAAGAACUCCACAUCGAGCACCUACCUGAAAGCUCAUCUGUAUUCUUUCAACAAUUGGCAGACUUGUUCUCAACAUCUAGCACAUCUGGUUUGGAAGUCCGAUUGAGGGAUCUAAAAAUCGACAUGAGAACCUCAGGUUACAAUGUGACCGAGAGUCAGCAAAAGGCUGUUACAGAAACCAAGACCAGCUUCUUGAAUUCCUUCGAUACUCUGAAGAGUCUAGAGCUUUUCGACUAUGGCCAAUACCCACUCGAGAUAUCCGAAAACCCAGGCCUGCCAAAUAGCCUUGUCCAGGCCAUUCUUCAGCAUAAAGGUCUAGAGAGACUUAGCAUAUCAUACAACGGUAUCAUUGGUGGCUAUCAGUUACCAUACCUGACACCAUCGACGAUUGGGAGUCUUAUUGACAAUUUGCCUCUUCUAAGAGAGAUUGACAUUGCCCCGGAGGAACACGAUCUUGACCAGCUCGGAAGCGUACUAUCCCGCGCCUCUAAUAUCGAGCGCAUUGUGUUUUCUUGCACUAGCAGUUGGGCGUCUCAUAUUCGUACUGAUGAUCCUACAAAGCCUCUGCUACAUUCCGUCCUGAAAGGCUUUCUAUGUCGAAGUCAUUCUGGUGAUGCUGGUCAGCUCAAAUGGGAGGAAAUCUGCAAGCUGAGGUUUGUCACUGUCAACUGUCAAAUCUAUGAGAUUGCAUCCAAGUUUGGGAAGGGCGGCAAAGGAAUAGGUAAACCUGAGAAGUUCACAGUGCCAGGUAACCCUAAGCGGGAGGUCAUGUUUCGGAAUAUUACAGGAACGGGCCCUACUACGUUGCACGUUGGGUUCGAUCCUACAUUCCAAUGGGUAGAGAAGGUAUCGAAAGACCUCGACUAG